AUGGCUUCUUCUGCUACUAGUUAUAGUGCUGUUCCUGAAGAACCUCAGAUUCAUCACAUAAUUGUCAUUCCUGAAAAGAUUGAGGCGGAGCUGCAUGAUGGGUGCUGUAUUUACAAGGUUCCUCCCAAUCUCAGGAAGUUGAAGGAUGGGGAAGCCUACACACCAGAGUUGAUCUCAAUAGGCCCUUUUCACCACAACAAACCAGAGCUAAAGCCAAUGCAUAAACAGAAGCAAAGGUACUUUCUUGCCUUCUGGGAACGUGUAACAAACAAAAAGGCUUUGGCCAAAUACAAAGCCUUCCUCAAUGAAAACAUUGGAAUGAUAAGAAGUAGUUAUUCAGAGCCAGAUAAACUUGAUGAUGAUAAGUUUGUGGAAAUGAUUCUCUUAGACUCUAUCUUCAUUUUGGAGUUGUUUCUUAGAAAAUCAGAACAAUCUGCGCAAGAAAAGGAUUAUAUGUUGACCACAUCAUGGAUUUGCAAGAGCAUCCAGAGAGACUUGUUACUUCUUGAAAAUCAGCUUCCAAUCUUUGUCUUGGAAGAAUUAUAUAAAAGGGUAUAUAAGCUAAAUAGUCUUAGUUUUCUUGAGCUUGCAUUUAACUACUUUGAAGAUUAUUACCCACAUAAGUCAACAAGUGACCAAAAUAAUGAUAUGGUCAAGAACUUCAAAUCAUGCAAGCACUUCACAGAUUUGAUCAGAUUUUUCUUCCUUCCAGAAAAGGUUCACGCUAAAGAGUGGAAUCCAUCAGAACAUUUCACCCUUAAUGGCAAACAUGAAUGUGUGCUUAAGACUGCUACUAAGUUGAAUGAAGCUGGAGUUAGCUUUGAGAAAGUUCACCACAGGAACUUAUUAGACAUAAAGUUUAAGAAGAUUCCAGUUUUGAGUUGGUUUCUAUGCUUAGGUUGUUUACCAUGCUCCAAAUGGGUCAAAGCUCGUUUUCAAAUCCCUCAAUUAGAAGUGCUUCAAACAACAGAAUGUGUCUUAAGGAACCUUAUUGCAUUUGAGCAGUGCCACUAUUCAGACCAACCCUUUAUGUGCAACUAUGUUUCUCUAAUUGACUCUCUUAUUAACACUAAAGAGGAUGUGGAGUUGUUGGUUGACAAAGAAAUCAUAGUCCAUGAACUUGGCUGCCAUAAGGAAUUGGCAACUAUGAUAAAUGGUCUUUGCAAGAAUGUUGUGGUGAAUUGCAAUUAUUAUGGCAAAAUCUCAAGGAAAAUCAAUGAUCACUACAAUAGCUGUUGGAAGCAUUAUAUGGGUAUGUUAAGGUCAGUUUACUUCCGUGAUCCUUGGAGACUCAGCUCAACUAUUGUAGGAGUUGUUAUCUUCUUAUUUGCCAUUGUUAACUUUCUUCGUGUCACUGGUUUAUACCAUCCAAAAUACUGA
This is a messenger RNA of Abrus precatorius (Indian licorice), 1380 nucleotides long. RefSeq names its product UPF0481 protein At3g47200-like. Bases 1 to 1380 code for a protein of 459 amino acids. The record is from RefSeq and is a predicted model, not a curated record. NCBI's taxonomy places the organism in Eukaryota, Viridiplantae, Streptophyta, Magnoliopsida, Fabales, Fabaceae. The transcript has a single exon.